Messenger RNA from Vigna angularis (adzuki bean), 597 nucleotides. Its product is annotated as 60S ribosomal protein L37-3. The record is from RefSeq and is a predicted model, not a curated record. Gene Ontology annotation, molecular function: RNA binding; structural constituent of ribosome. The transcript is spliced from 5 exons. Gene Ontology annotation, cellular component: ribosome; cytosolic large ribosomal subunit. Gene Ontology annotation, biological process: translation. The coding region runs from base 16 to 432 and encodes 138 amino acids. NCBI's taxonomy places the organism in Eukaryota, Viridiplantae, Streptophyta, Magnoliopsida, Fabales, Fabaceae.
UAUGCUUGAGUUGGGAUGGAGGUUCUAAUGGAUGAAUGGAGUGAUUCUGUAGUUUUUCCUUUCUCUUGUGUUUUUCUGCAAUUAGGUUUCAUAUAUAUUCUCUCCUUUCGCAGCAGUUGGGUUUCUGCUCUGCGUCUACCAUCAAUGGGGAAGGGAACAGGGAGUUUCGGUAAGAGGAGGAACAAGACCCAUACCCUCUGUGUCAGAUGCGGCCGUCGCAGCUUCCACCUCCAGAAGAGUCGCUGUGCUGCGUGUGCUUUCCCAGCUGCACGCACUAGAAAAUAUAACUGGAGCGUCAAGGCCAUUAGGAGAAAGACCACUGGAACUGGAAGAAUGAGGUAUCUGCGUCACGUGCCUCGCAGAUUCAAGAGCGGCUUCAGAGAGGGUACCGAAGCUGCACCCAGGAAGAGAGGAGCGGCUACCACUGCCUAAGCUGUCGAAGGUAGCAAUUUUUCUGGAUCAAUGAAUUGUAGGAGUUUUUAGGCUUCCAUGUUGUUCGAAACCCUGAGAAACAAUAUUUCUGUCGUUUUGAUCUCAUUUCAUAUAUAUGGAUUUGUAUUUCAACUUUAUGGUAAGGAGAUUUUGAUUUGAUAGUUA